Messenger RNA from Symbiodinium necroappetens, 341 nucleotides. Lineage: Eukaryota; Dinophyceae; Suessiales; Symbiodiniaceae. The record is from the annotation of a GenBank genome assembly.
UGGAAUCGAACUCACCCUUGCCGAGACACUGCAGAGGAGACGAAGUAUGUCAGCGGCGUGCUGAUCACCCUGAAGUCCUUCGCACAGCAGCUGGGCCCGUCGAACACGCAAGCCUUCCUGUCCUACACCACCUCGCAGUACAAGCUGCACUCCUUUGAGACCAUCUCUGGGUACCGCUUCGUACUGACCACAGACCCUGCGGUGCCGGACCAGCAGGAAUGUCUCAGACAAAUCUAUGCAGACAUUUUCGUGGAGCACGUGAUCAAGAAUCCGCUGUACCGUCUCGGGGACGACCUGGCAAAAUGCCCGGUUUUCCUUUCAAAGCUGCACAGCUUCCUCAU